GGACAAUGAAAACUAGUUUCUAUGUACAAGCCACUUGGACUUGUUUGUCGAAACAGGAAAAUACAUGAACUAUAAAUUACCAGGACCAUAUCUUCUUCCCACUGUAUUUGCGUGAAGACGAUGCAAUAAUUAACAAAGGAAGCCGAAUCCGUGUAGGAUAUUAAUUCUAAUUCGCCCUAAUCCUUGUAAAAUGUGGACUUUAUUCCCACUAAUUUCGCCUUUAAGUAACUCCACAGGCCGAGCUUAAUAAAUAACUGAACAGAACACGAACAGAGCGAAAAUCCCAAAGCGGAAGAAUUUCCCAAACCCUAUCGGAGACAACGAUUCCGUCGGCCGCCACCGCCACCGCCACCGCCACCGCCACCGCCAUCUCCAAUCAUGGAUCCAGAAGACUACUAUGGCAGCCACGAUGAUGAUUACAUGAUCGACGUCGACGAUGAACCCAGUGAUUUCGUGGAGGAAGAGGACCGAAAGCCCAACACCGCUGCUUUCUCAACCCUCAGCAAAGAGGACAUCGAUCGCCGCCAGGAGGAUCUGAUCGCCGAUGUUUCCACCUUCCUCUCCGUCCCGAGAGCCGUCGCAAUCGCGCUCCUCUACAAGUUCAAGUGGGACUCCGACUUGGCCCAGGAGAACUGGUUCUCCGACGAGGAGGAGAUGCGCCGCCGCUACGGCCUGACUGCCGCUCCGGCUCCGCCUCUGGCGGCGGUGAACAGAAACAGCCACGAAUGCAAGAUUUGUUACGAGACGUUCGAGAUAAAAAACCUCGCCUCGCUCUCCUGCGGCCAUUACUUCUGCAGCACCUGCUGGUCGAGGUACAUCGAGCUGAGCAUCGACGACGGCGCAGGGUGCCUGACCCUCCGCUGCCCGGAGCCCAAUUGCCCCGUCCUGGUCUGCCAAUCGACCGUCGGAGCCCUAAUUAGCGACCGCCGGUACGCGGAGAAGUACGCCCGGCUCCUCCGCCGGUCCUACAUCGAGGGGAAAUCGGGCCACAAGUGGUGCCCUGCCCCCGACUGCGAGACCGCGGUCAAAUUCGAGGUCGGGGAGAAGUCCAAUUACGACGUCGUCUGCGACUGCUCGCACGAGUUCUGCUGGAACUGCUCGGAGGACGCGCACCGGCCACUCGACUGCGCGACGGUGCUGCGGUGGAUCCGGAAGAACAGUUCAGAUUCGGAGAACGUGAAUUGGGUUUUGGCGAACACCAAGGCCUGCCCCAAAUGCCGGCACCCGAUCGAGAAGAACCAGGGCUGCAACCACAUGGUCUGCAAGUGCCGGCACCAUUUCUGCUGGAUGUGCCUCGGCGACUGGAAAAAGCACGGCCAAGGAUCGGGAGGGUACUACACAUGCAAUUCGUACGAGGCGAAGAAGGCCGAGGGGAAAUUGAGCGAGGAGGACGAGAAAAGGCAGCACGCGAAGCGGCUGGUGGAUCGGUACGCGCACUACUUCGAGCGGUGGGCGGGGAAUCGGACGGCGAGGAAGCGGGCGGCGGCGGAUCUGGAGAAAUUGAGGGCGGAGCAUUUCCCGCAGCUGGUGUACGACUACAGGCUGACGUACACCGAAUUGGACUGUGUGGUGAGGGCGUGGAUGCAGAUCAAGGAGUGCCGGCGGGUGCUGGAGUGGACUUAUGCGUACGGUUAUUACCUGGGGGAGGAGGAGGAGGAGGGCGGCGGCGGAGGAGGUGGGAGGAAGAAGGCGAAGAAGGAUUUGUUUGAGUUUUUGCAGGCGGAGGCGGAGACGAUUUUGGAGAAGCUGCAUAAUUGCGCGGAGAAGGAGAUUUCGCCGUUUAUUAAUGCCGCCGCCGCCGGCGGUGGAGGGGAAGAACGAGUGGUGGAGGAAUCGGAGCGGAAGGAGUUUUUCGAGUACAGGUUGAAGCUGCAGGGGCUGACGAAUACGACGGGGAAUUCGUUCGAGCGGCUGGUGAGUGGAUUGGAGAACGGGUUGGAGGAUUGAACACAGGUGAAUAGUGAUUUUUUUUAGGUAACAACGUUGUUCUCAUUGUUAAUUUUGAGAAUUUGCUAUUUUGUGUAUUUAAUCGAUAUUAAUUUAGAUCGUGGAUAAAUAAAAUAAUUUAUUUAAGGUUAAAUUCAAGAAAUUGGUGGGUUAAUUAUUUUCAACUUACAAGGUCAAUCGUUUGAUGGUUUGAGGUUGGUCUUUAUCGAUCAUAUAAAUAUAAAUUUAUCACUUAUCUUCAAUUCAAACCUAUCGAUACGAGUGUGGAUGAAGCUGAUUAUAUAUGGCACACAAAGAGUAGAGCAGUUGAUCGAAUUUGUUUGCUUAAUCCAAAUCAAAAUGCAUACACUUCAUAGAAUGAAAAUGAGCGUAGUGUUGUUAUUUGAAAUGUAUAGUUUUUUUUAGUAGACUUUGAAACAAAAUCAUGUAUUAACUUUUCAAUUUGCUUCGUAAAAAAAAAAAUUCAAUUUGAUUUUCUCAAUUAUAAUCACAUAUAAUUUGUUUGAGUUUUUGGUGUCAUUUUGAAACACAAAUAGCACUCUUAGAACAAAAAAUAUAAUUUUAAUUAUCAAAAUACAUCCCUCGUGUAUAUACAUGAAAUUAAAUGUUGAACGAUGGCUAACCCUAAUAUUUAUUAACGAACUUAAGUCCAUCUUUAUACACACAUUCCAUAAACAAUACUACACAAAUUUAUUUAUAUAACAUAUUAUUGUUUUUUCUUCAACAUAUCAUUCUAUUGCACAACGUAACCCAGUGAUACAAUGAUAAUGUUCGCUAUGGAAAUCAACGUAAUACUUGUCCAAAGCUAUUAACCAACCACAAAUCAAAACCAACAUAACCCAAAGGGAACAAUUAAAGGGUCUUCCUGCCCUUAAAGGACCAAGAUAUAGAACUGACCCGCCUCGCCCUGUUUCCUUCUUGAUCUUGUCUGAUCGGAGCAGGUUGGUGGUUUGGCCCUAAUAAACAUACUGAUUUUAAAAACUUACAUUUGGUACCAAAUUAUUUUCUUAUAAUUUAGUACCUAAAAUUUAUUUUUUUACAAAUGGGUCCAUAAAAAUUAUUGGUAAAAUUACGUUUUGGUACUCACUUUUUUUUUACAAAUUAGUACCUAAACUUUUCAAACUUUACAAACAUAUCCAAUGUGUUGGUAUGAGAAAUUUCAUAAGACUAGUUGUUGCUAAGGCUCAUAGGAUCAAAAGCUGACCCGCCCCUAAGUUGCUUCGACCCUUACAGGGUCAAAAGAUAACCCAACCGUAAACUGACUCUAUAGACAAAUUGAUCCAACCUGACCCUCAGAGUCAAGACGUAUCAGUUGGUUUUAAGGGUCAAAAUUACACCCCUAUUACUGGCCACUCAAUGUGCAAUCCAUCGACCAACAAAUUUCACUCGAUAACCUGCGCGCCCAAGCUGUCAAUAUCUUAACCUCCGUCACCACAACACACCCAUCACUUAAAAAACCUCGCCCACAUAUAUCUUAUCAUGCUUGUAAUACAUUACUGGGUUAAUAACAGACUUGCGGUGAAAGGUCUCUAAUAUAUGAAUAUCAUAUAUUGAAGAACCUCCUACGAGCUCUUCAACUAUGCUCUAAAGUAUUGGUGUUCAAGAUACAAAUUGAAUUUGUAAUAUAAGAUUAAGGGGCCG
Messenger RNA from Linum trigynum, 3588 nucleotides. NCBI's taxonomy places the organism in Eukaryota, Viridiplantae, Streptophyta, Magnoliopsida, Malpighiales, Linaceae. The record is from the annotation of a GenBank genome assembly.